Messenger RNA from [Candida] anglica, 830 nucleotides. Lineage: Eukaryota; Fungi; Ascomycota; Pichiomycetes; Serinales; Debaryomycetaceae. The record is from the annotation of a GenBank genome assembly.
UUUCCAACUCUAAGGCUCUCUUAUACUACCUGUAACUACACACAAAAAUGGCUCCAAAAGGAAAGAAGGUCGCUCCAGCUCCAUUAGCUAACAAGUCUAAGACUGUCUCUGCCAAGAACCCAUUGGUUGACGCUACCCCAAAGAACUUUGGUAUCGGUCAAGCCGUCCAACCAAAGAGAAACUUGUCCAGAUUCGUCAAAUGGCCAGAAUACGUUAGAUUGCAAAGACAAAAGAAGAUCUUGUCUUUGAGAUUGAAGGUUCCUCCAGCAAUUGCUCAAUUCCAAAACACUUUGGACAGAAACACUGCUGCUCAAACCUUGAAGUUGUUCAACAAGUACAGACCAGAAACCUCUGCUGAAAAGAAGGAAAGAUUGACCAAGGAAGCCGCUGCUGUUGCCGAAGGUAAGUCUGCUAAGGAUGCUUCUCCAAAGCCAGUCGUUGUCAAGUACGGUUUGAACCACGUUGUCUCCUUGAUUGAAAACAAGAAGGCUAAGUUGGUCUUGAUCGCUAACGACGUUGACCCAAUUGAAUUGGUUGUUUUCUUGCCAGCUCUUUGUAGAAAGAUGGGUGUUCCAUACGCCAUUGUGAAGGGUAAGGCUAGAUUGGGAACUUUAGUUCACAAGAAGACCUCUUCCGUUGCUGCUUUGACCGAAGUUGCUUCUGAAGAUGAAUCUGAAUUGGCCAAGUUGAUCUCUACCAUCAACUCUAACUUCAUUGAAAAGUACGAAGACUCCAGAAGACACUGGGGUGGUGGUAUCAUGGGUUCUAAGUCCAACGAAAGAGUUGCCAAGAGAGCUAAGACCAUGGAUGUUACCAAGGCUUAAAUAGCG